ACGCUUUUGCACGUAAUGAAUACUGGGUUGGCAAGCUGGUUCGGUUCAGCCCGGCAGGCCCAAACAACAAAAACCAGCAAUCCAUCGGCUUAUCGGGCACCCUUUAAAUAUUACUAUUACGACCUGGAAACCCUAGACUUCGCGGCAUAUGCAAAUCGGGGCUUUGCUUUUCCAUCUCUAGCCAUGGCAGAUGCUGAGGUCAAUGUUGCUGCGUCAGGCCAGCCAAAGAAGAGAACGUUCAAGAAGUUCAGUUUCAGAGGAGUGGAUUUGGAUGCUCUCUUGGACAUGUCCACUGAUGAGCUUGUCAAGCUCUUUCACGCUCGUGCUCGCAGAAGGUUUCAGCGAGGUUUGAAGAGGAAGCCAAUGGCGCUGAUCAAAAAGCUUCGCAAGGCGAAAAGGGAGGCUCCACCUGGUGAGAAACCUGAGCCUGUUAGGACUCACCUCCGCAACAUGAUCAUAGUGCCUGAAAUGAUUGGUAGCAUUAUUGGUGUUUACAAUGGCAAGACUUUUAAUCAGGUUGAAAUCAAGCCUGAAAUGAUAGGCCAUUAUUUAGCUGAGUUCUCCAUCUCUUACAAGCCUGUGAAGCACGGAAGACCUGGUAUUGGUGCUACCCACUCAUCCAGGUUUAUUCCUCUCAAGUGAAGAUGUUGCAUGUGCCAUGAACCACUGGUCUCGUGGGAGUGCUUUAUUAUCCUAGUUUAAAUUGGCAUUUGUUUUGCUGCUUUUUUGUUUUUAACAUGUUACCUCACGUUGAAUGAGAGUUGGAAUGUCAACCAGUUUAUUUAUUUAUUUUUUUUUUGGGUUAAUGAAUUAGAAAUAUUGCCUUGAUAUCUAUAUGGAGAAAGAAAAUGGUCCACAUCAUUUUUAGGAGAGAUCUAUAAUUUACUAGCCAGAACAUAACUUUUGCAUCAGCAGAGCUUCUGAUGAUUCUUCUUAUGGAAUGGAAGUGACAUUCAGAUCAA
Molecule: messenger RNA, 962 nt
Organism: Hevea brasiliensis (rubber tree)
Lineage: Eukaryota; Viridiplantae; Streptophyta; Magnoliopsida; Malpighiales; Euphorbiaceae
Product: 40S ribosomal protein S15
Exons: 4
Coding region: 16-642 (208 amino acids)
Biological process (GO): ribosomal small subunit assembly; translation
Cellular component (GO): ribosome; cytosolic small ribosomal subunit
Molecular function (GO): structural constituent of ribosome; RNA binding
Source: RefSeq, a predicted model, not a curated record